Molecule: messenger RNA, 1431 nt
Organism: Bufo gargarizans (Asiatic toad)
Lineage: Eukaryota; Metazoa; Chordata; Amphibia; Anura; Bufonidae
Exons: 2
Coding region: 271-897 (208 amino acids)
Source: RefSeq, a predicted model, not a curated record
AAGAGGCAGUAGUCAUCAUGAUUAGACAGAGCGUACACCAGGCCCUUGCUGCACAAAUGCUACAUUCCUCAGAGCACGUCUACAGCUCAAAGUUAUGUCUCGGGAGUUCGCCGAGGACCAAUCCUCAUCCAGCGGAAGCAUGGAUUUGCAAUCAUCCCAUCACUGAGAUCAUGGACUGUUCCCAAGAUAACGGCCGAACUAUUGCGGAGAGGGAUUCCGUAACCAGCUUCGGCUAGGAAAGCGGAACUUUUCCAUCUCCUCUGCGAAAACAUGGCUGCUUCAAAUCAGGAACCCUUCGGUUUGGAUACGAUCGAGUCAUCAAUCACCCAGUUACAUGUGGUCAUUAAUACCAUGGCAUCUUCCAUGGCAGGUUUCCAGGCUAGGCUGGAGACAGUUGAAGCCAGCUCAGCGGUAUCUGGCCUUGCAUCUCAGAGACCAGCCGCAUCUACCAGUAAGCAGUCCAAUGUUUUUGGUGGGUCUGGUUCUACUCCAUCUAUUGCACCUUCUCAUUUUAUCCCAGCAAAUAUUCGUCAGGAUAUCAUCAAAGGCAAAGACGUAAAUCUAGCAUCAUUACUUAUAGCAGCACAUGAAGCCCCAGAUAACAAAACCAUUACAUGUGGGGAGGUAUCAGUGGAUGUAAGACUGGAUAGGAAACUCAGCAUAGCAGAAUUCGUCCUGGCAUUUAGCCUUUAUCGCGCCGUUAUUUGCACUGUGAGCCCGCAUAGAAGGGAAGAAUUGGACCUAUACUUGUAUAAGGUGGUAGAGUUAGGUCAAAAGUAUGGUGGAACAGCUUUCUAUGACUACCACCGUUCAUUUUCAGCCAAAGCUGCAGCCGCGCUUGCGCAAUUUCAACAUACGAUUGAUUGGUCGAACCUCAAUACUGAACUGUUCUGUUAACAUUUGCAGGGCUCAAAGCACAGUCAUGUACAGUGUGUAAUUCAUAUUCUCAUACGGCAGAAUGGUGUUCCAAUAUUAAUAACCCCACAGAAACAAAACCCAAGAGUUCCCCCGCCCCUUCAACUAGCAGAACCACGUCGGUUUUAGACAAGCUGAGUCGGCCAAUCAAAUACUUAGGCAAAUCACAAAUUUGCAAUAAUUUCAAUUAUGCGGCUUGUCAUUAUAGCCAAUGCAGGUUGUUACAUUUGUGUGCAAUAUGUUUCAGGGUCCAUCCUCUUAACACACGACCACAAAAAGGUAACAACCCCGCAUGACUAAGCAUAGUUAACAUAGAUCUCUUGAGCAUAUUAUUGGACGGCCACCCGGAGCCUGCCCGCGUCCAAUAUGUACUCAAAAGUCUAGCUGAAGGUUUUCACACAGGUCUGCUGGCCCUCCCACAGUCAAAUUAUGAGUGCAAAAUUUAUUAAUCAGCAGUCAAAGAUCCCGAGGCAAUAUCUCAGCUGGUACAGUCAGAAUUAGACAGAGGCUACAUGA